Eleginops maclovinus (Patagonian blennie) is the source of this 2365-nucleotide messenger RNA. RefSeq names its product dehydrogenase/reductase 11a (gene dhrs11a). The coding region runs from base 237 to 1004 and encodes 255 amino acids. The record is from RefSeq and is a predicted model, not a curated record. The transcript is spliced from 7 exons. NCBI's taxonomy places the organism in Eukaryota, Metazoa, Chordata, Actinopteri, Perciformes, Eleginopidae.
CUGCUCUUCAUAUUUCACCCAGAGGAGCGCAUGGAUCCGGGCUCAGGCACACUGCCCGCUGCUGUCCUGGAUGCUGCACAGACAGGAGAGACAGGAGGCUGUAACUGCUGCAUCCCUCACUUUGAAUAUAUCGCACAUAACACUAAUAUCUGCGGCUUUGACAGUGUGAACUAAGCAGCCAGGGGAGCUGCACAGGAGCUGUUGUUUCGCGUACAGUACCGGUAUAGACAGUGGAGAUGGAGCGGUGGAAAGGCAGAGUGGCCCUGGUGACCGGAGCCUCCGUGGGCAUCGGAGCGGCUGUGGCCCGGGCACUGGUCCAGCAGGGCAUGAGGGUGGUUGGCUGUGCCAGGAAUGUCGACAAAAUAGAGAAGCUGGCAGCAGAAUGUCAGAGUGCAGGCUACAGUGGCACGCUGAUCCCUUACAAGUGUGACCUGUCCAACGAGGAGGAGAUCCUGUCCAUGUUUUCAGCAAUCAAGACGCUACACAAGGGCGUGGACGUGUGCAUUAAUAAUGCCGGACUGGCCCACAACGAGCCGCUGCUCAGCGGAAAGACGGAGGGCUGGAGGAACAUGAUCGAUGUGAAUGUCUUAGCCCUGUCUAUCUGCACCCGUGAGGCUUACAAAUCAAUGAAGGAGAGGAAUGUGGACGAUGGCCACAUCAUCAAUAUUAACAGUAUGGGUGGGCAUCGGGUGGUGUCCAGUGCCGAUGAGCAUUUCUACUGUGCCACUAAAUAUGCUGUGACUGCUUUGACUGAGGGCAUACGGCAAGAGCUCCGAGAAGCAAACACCCACAUCAGGGCUACAUGUAUAUCUCCUGGAAUAGUGGAGACUGAGUUUGCUUUCCGGCAUCACAACAGCGAUCCUGAGAAAGCAGCUGCAGUGUAUGAGAGUAUGAAGUGUUUGAAAGCAGAAGACAUAGCCAGUGCAGUCACUUAUGUCCUCGGUGCCCCUCCUCAUGUCCAGAUUGGAGAUGUGCAGAUGAGGCCGGUGGAGCAGGUGUUAUAGCAUUGACACACGAGCAGACAGACGGCAGCCAUGGUGACUCCUUAGCGACCUCUGCUGGGCGCGGGUGGGUAGGGGGGGGGUGGCAUGGGGAGGGGUUUAACAAAUGUACUACAGCUGUGUUGGAUUUGCAGGGGAUGUGGUUGAUGAGGGCCGGAGCCUUAAGGAGGCUGUGCGAGAAAAUGAUGGGGCGUGGACUUUGUUAAAACCACUAGGAAAAUACUACUGAAUGCAGCAACCUGGUAUUUGUGAAUCGUUGAGCCCGGGUCCUGAGCUGAGCCGACUCCAAACUACAGUAGGAACAAAAAAAAAUAAAAAGGAGAGAGUCGCUGCUGCUGUGCUCAUGUGCACUUCAGAGGGAACAGUAUGCCAUUGAUUGCACAUGUUUUGGGGUUUUUUUGUAGGUCAUAUGACAUAUCUUUUUUGAAAUAAAAUGGAAAGAUUAAUUGCUGUUUAUAAGAAUGACUUUUUUUUUGUUUAAUUUGUUUUAUAAAUAUUUUAACCUUUUGAUCAUAGGUAGAUGUGGUCUCAUACUCACUAACCCUAGACGAUACUGUGUCUUACCCACUAUUACUAACUUAAACAGUCCAUCCUGACAACGCCACCUACAGUAUGUUCUCACAAGCACAUUCAGUUUAGAGCUAUCCAGGGUUCAACACAUUUAAGGUAUUGGGGGAAGUACAGGUGCCCUUUAAUGUUCUGUUUUUUUUAAGUAGGGCUGUAUAAGGUUCUUAUCCAUAGUCUGUGAAUUUUUGAGCCACCUAUAAAACAUGUGAAUUUAAGUGUACGCUAAAUUUAGAACAAUUUAUCACAUUAGUAAAUUGUCUUGGGGGAAAAAAGACUUCUGAAAUGUCACACAAUUACACAAAUGAACACUAAAGGCAGUGGUAGAACAGGACCCUUUUAUGUUCUGUGAGGUAAAACGUAUUAUUUUCAUUUUUGUCGGUGGAGUUUGGUGGCUUUAAAAAAAAAAUUCCACUUAAACUGAUACAGACUUAAAGGUGGCUAAAUACGUGUUCCAUCAACAGCUUAAUUUCUAUGGUAGUACUCUUGUCUGCUUUUCCAAACUGGGGGUCGUGCCAACUUCCAUAAACUGUAGUUAAUACAAUGACUAUUAAAAGUACCUUACACAACCCAUUUAAACACUCUGAAAUAUCCCUUUAAGCACCUGGGUUUCUACUAUCCACAUUUUUGCAUAAUAAGUCAUUCUGCACUUUGGAUUCAUUUACCAGGAAUUACAAGACAGAAACACUGGGAACUUAUAUAGGGGAAGAAACCAACUCUGUGUACAUGUAUACCCUAGAAAUGUACCUUUCAGUGGAAAUGUCUCCUUAAUUGAAUGAAUAAAAACAUUUGCCCUUAAA